AAUGCUUUAUAUAUUGGCCUUAAUGUAGUUGUUUUCUUUAGUAGUUACUGAAGAUCCAGUCGAUAAAUUGUUUGAGUUUCAAUAACUCAUGAAAUAAAAAACUAAAGUUCCAAGUAAUUGUUUUUGAACUAUUGUUUAGAACAAAAAAUUAGUGAAUAUGAUAGUUCAGAUAUAUUCAGUGAAGGCUAUAUAACAGUAAGUGACUAAUCUGAGGAUGAUGAAUAUUAACAAUAUGAUGAGAUUUAGUAAUAUGAUGAAGAGGUAGAUGAAACUGAUGAUGAAUCAGAUGAUGAGGAGAUGAUUAUUCAAUAAUAGAAAGAAUAAUAAAAAAUUGAAUAAUAGAAAAUUGAAUAAUAGAAGAUUGAAUAAUAAAGAUUGGAAUAAUUGAAAUUAGAAUAAUAAAGGUAAGAAUAGUUGAGAUUAGAAUAAUAAUUGAUAGAGUAAUAAAGAUUAGAAAAGUUAAAGCUUGAAUAACAAUAGUAGAAUGUUGAAAAUGAAAAGAAGAAAAAAUAAAUAAUUGAAAUACCAGAAGAAUGGAGUGAUGAUGAUUAAAUAAUAUAAGUUCCUAAAUAAUAAAAGAAGAAGAAAUAAAAGAAACAAGAUUUUGAUGAUGAUGAAAUAUUAGAGGUUUUAAAUUCUGCUAAAAAAACUAAAGUUUAAUCUCUUGAAGAUUUAGAAGAGAUGGAAAAGAAAAUAAUAAAAAAGAAAAAAAAGAGAGAAUAGAUUCCAUAAGAUGAAUUUGUGUAGAAGGUACCUGCUUAAAACUAAACAUUUAUUCAUUUUAAUAAUAAAAAUAAUUAUUUAGAAUUAGCACCUUGUAGCAAUAAUCCUAUUUAAUAAAGAGCAUGUAGUUUAUGUAAAAGUGAAGUUGGAUACUAAUUAGAUGAUGAUAAUUGGUAUAUGAUUGGUUUAUAACAUGGUUACAAGAAGGAAUUUCUUUUGUUAAUAGAAAUCAUUAAAUAAUCUUUUGGAGAUAGUCAAUUGUAUUUGAGUUUCUCAUCUAAUGGAUCUGCUUGUAUGACUAGUGAUACUCUCAAAUAAGAAAUAGAUGUUGAAAAUGUUUUAUAAAGGUUUUCAGGUAAAUCAUGGAGACAUUUUAUCAAGAAUGAAUUAUUUGCUCUUCCAUAAAAGUUGGAAGGUAGAAGUUUUUAAUUCAAAGCAAUUUAUCAAAAUAAACAAUUUACAUUUUCAGAUUUUGAAAUUAAAUUUACAUCUAAUCUAAUAUAAGAAUUAAAGUCUUUAUCUAAAUAAGAAGUAUCUAUUAGAACUAAUACAGUUGAAUUCAUUGGAGAAUAAGUAAAAAUAUUAUUAAUUAAAUAGUUGUAAUGCACAUUAACAGGAAUGAUGAAAUAAUAAAAUGACGAAUUACCAUUCUCCUUAAAAUUUAAGAAUGGUGAAACAAUAUCAGAACUUCUAAUUCCAAAUUGUUAGAUUCCAUUACAUAAUGAAAUCUUGUAUGGAGUUUCAGAUUUAUAUUUUGGAGAGUAUUUUAAGGAGACUUUACAAUAAAAAUUGAAAGGAAAUUUUAGAGGAGAUUUUAAUGCCACGACUUCAUUUGAGAAUGGAAAAUUGAAAGUGAGAUUGGCAAUGAAGAAAUUUAAUAAAUGAUU
Messenger RNA from Paramecium pentaurelia, 1610 nucleotides. The record is from the annotation of a GenBank genome assembly. NCBI's taxonomy places the organism in Eukaryota, Ciliophora, Oligohymenophorea, Peniculida, Parameciidae.